Messenger RNA from Wasmannia auropunctata (little fire ant), 1835 nucleotides. Its product is annotated as isovaleryl-CoA dehydrogenase, mitochondrial. Lineage: Eukaryota; Metazoa; Arthropoda; Insecta; Hymenoptera; Formicidae. The coding region runs from base 246 to 1505 and encodes 419 amino acids. Gene Ontology annotation, cellular component: mitochondrion. The transcript has 8 exons. The record is from RefSeq and is a predicted model, not a curated record. Gene Ontology annotation, molecular function: flavin adenine dinucleotide binding; 3-methylbutanoyl-CoA dehydrogenase activity. Gene Ontology annotation, biological process: L-leucine catabolic process.
CGGCUCUCUAAGUGUUAGUACGCUUUAACGCCGUGAACUUUAUCGUGUUACGGUUUACUCAACAGCAGUCAACGGCUCGCUUCCAUACGUUUUACGACGAAUCUCUGUUAGAUUUUUUCUGAUUAUCGAUCAAGAUAUAUAACGUUAAUAACAGUGUUUUUCUUUUUCGGCAGCGAGCAGAGGACAAAUCGAGCAUAUAUUUCCAGCAUACAAUUUGUAAUAUCAGUUGACGAGAUCGAGGCAGAAUGUUCCUGACGCGCUGUUCCGUCGUUUCGCGGCAUCUCGUGAAUUGCGCCGGCAAAAUCGGCGCAUGCCGCGCGUCGAGCUACUUCAAAAUUGACGAGAGCAUUUUCGGACUAAGCGACGAACAGAAAGAGCUUCGCUCGCUCGUUUUCAAUUUCGUGCAAAAGGAGCUGGCGCCCAAAGCCGCAGAGAUCGACAAGAAAAACAAUUUCGACGAAUUAAGGACAUUUUGGAAACAAUUAGGUUCAUUGGGUCUGUUAGGACCGACAGCUAAAGAGGAUUACGGAGGCACGGGCGGCACAUAUCUUGAUAACAUAAUUAUCAUGGAGGAAAUUAGUAGAGCCUCGGGUGCCAUCGGACUCAGUUACGGUGCACACACAAACCUGUGUGUCAACCAAAUUCAUCGAAACGGUUCGGAGGAACAGAAGCGCAAAUACUUGCCUAAGUUAUGCAGUGGCGAACACAUCGGUGCGUUGGCGAUGUCGGAAACGGGUUCCGGAUCGGACGUCGUAUCUAUGAAGCUGCGGGCCGAGAAGAAGGGCGACUACUACGUAUUGAACGGCAACAAGUUCUGGAUCACCAACGGUCCGGACGCGGACACGUUGAUAGUCUACGCAAGAACGGAUCCAAAUGUGGCCAAGCCGCAACACGGUAUCACCGCCUUCAUCGUCGAGCGCGGCUUCGAGGGCUUCAGCACGGCACCGAAACUGGACAAGCUCGGCAUUCGCGGCUCCAACACAAGCGAACUCAUUUUUGAGAACUGCAAAGUGCCGGCCGCGAACGUUCUGGGGGAAAUCAAUAAAGGUAUCUAUGUGCUCUUCAGUGGUCUUGAUUUAGAACGUUUAGUAUUGGCAAGUGGACCCCUGGGACUUCUGCAAGCUUGUUGCGACGUCGCCUUUGAAUACGCUCAUACGAGAAAACAAUUCGGCCAAAAUCUUGCGGAAUUUCAAUUGAUUCAAGGCAAGAUAGCUGACAUGUACACGGCUCUGAGCUCGAGCAGGAGUUACUUGUACUCUGUCGCGAGGGCCUGCGACGCCGGUCACGUAAAUCGCAAAGAUUGCGCCGCGGUGAUCAUGUAUAUCUCCGAGAACGCAACGAAAGCGGCGUUGGAUGCCAUACAGAUAUUAGGUGGCAAUGGAUACACCAAUGAUUACGCGACGGGGAGGCUGCUGCGAGACGCUAAGCUCUACGAAAUCGGCGCGGGCACCUCUGAGAUAAGACGUAUAGUCAUCAGCCGAGCGAUUUCGGAGGAAUAUCUGUGAAACAAUGAAUCCCGUCGUCACAAUUUGAUGUCUACAAUCAUAUACACGUAACGUGACAUGUAAAUUUGUGAAUUCGAUUUGAACGACUGAUAGUUCAGAAGACGAUAAUUAUGACUUGUCGCUCGAACUGCCGUCGUAUUUUAAUGACGAAUUAUUCGCGCAGUUAUUUGUAACAUAUGUUAAUCAUUAAGUUUUAGAUGUUCUUUUAAAAGAGAUUUUUAUUGUUACUCCAGAGAAGGCAAGACGGUUUUUAUAUUAAAUAUGUUUUAUACAUGAAAAAAAGACGCUGCUGUCAUUUCCACGAACUCGCAAAUGUACAUAUCUAUAAUG